UUGGAAGUUGAUUUUUAUUCCUUCUAUUUCCACCUUUAGAUUUCGGUUUAUAGGCUUUAUAUUUAAAACCGUCCAUGUCUUCUCUCUUGAAACGCAACUAUGUCGAACGAAGAACAUUUUACAAAGCAGAAGCUAUGGGGUGGUAGAUUUACAGGUGAAACCGACCCUUUAAUGCACGCAUACAACCAAUCACUCAGCUACGACAAAAGGAUGUACGCUGCAGAUGUACAUGGUUCAAAGGCCUACGCUAGAGCUUUAGCAAGGAUUGGCGUUCUUACAAACGAAGAAGCCGAUAAAAUACACAGCGGUUUAGACGCAGUAAAGAACGAAUGGGAAACUAAUACCUUCAAGAUACACCCACAGGAUGAAGAUAUUCACACCGCUAAUGAGCGUCGCUUGACAGAAAUCAUUGGUUCCGUUGCCGGAAAAUUGCACACCGGACGUUCACGCAACGACCAAGUCGUCACUGAUGUCAGACUCUGGCUUCUUGAACAAACAGCUUUAGUUGAGGGCUACUUGAAGGAGCUUAUUGGUGUUAUCAGUAACAGAGCUGAUAAGGAAAUAGACGUUCUCAUGCCAGGAUACACACAUCUUCAACCAGCUCAACCAAUUAGAUGGUCACAUUGGCUCUGCUCACACGCUUUCUCAUUCGCAAACGAUUUAGAGCGCCUCAGAGACCUUAUUCCUCGUCUUAACAAGUCCCCACUCGGUUGUGGUGCCCUCGCAGGACAUCCUUUCUCAAUUGAUAGGGAAACCCUUGCUUCUGAUUUAGGCUUCAAAGGCGUUAUCGAAAACUCUAUGAACGGUGUAGCAGACCGUGACUUUAUCGUCGAAUGGCUCAUGUGGGCAACUUUGACACUCACUCAUAUGUCCAGAUUCGCUGAAGAUUUGAUCAUUUACUCUACUUCUGAGUUUGGCUUCGUUACUGCUUCAGAUGCUUACAGCACAGGUAGCUCAAUCAUGCCACAAAAGAAAAACCCAGAUAGUUUAGAACUUCUUAGAGGUAAAAGUGGUAGAAUCUUUGGUCAAAUGACUGGUUUCUUAAUGAGUCUUAAGGGUUUGCCAUCUACCUACAACAAGGAUCUUCAAGAAGACAAGGAACCACUCUUUGACUGCGUCGAUUCAAUGAAAGCCAGUUUGCAAAUUGCAACCGGUGUUAUAUCCACACUCAAUAUCCAUCCUGAAAACAUGAAGAAAUCACUUGGAAUGGACAUGUUGGCUACUGACUUAGCCGACUACUUGGUCAGAAAGGGUGUUCCAUUUAGAGAAACUCACCACAUUUCUGGUAGAUGUGUCGCAUUCGCGGAAAGCAAGAAAAUCCAACUUUCAGAGAUUACUCUUGAGCAACUUCAAGAGAUUGACAGCAGAUUCACCGAGGAUGUCAUGAAGGUAUGGGACUUUGAAGCCUCAGUAGACCGUAGAAACGCCAUCGGUGGUACUGCAAGAAGUGCCGUCGAACGUCAAGUCAAGGUCCUCCAAAGUCUCUUAUAAGGGAACAUAUGAUUAAUUAAAUAAUCUAUCUAAUGUAAUUAAAAACGGG
Molecule: messenger RNA, 1540 nt
Organism: Wallemia mellicola CBS 633.66
Lineage: Eukaryota; Fungi; Basidiomycota; Wallemiomycetes; Wallemiales; Wallemiaceae
Product: argininosuccinate lyase
Exons: 3
Coding region: 100-1491 (463 amino acids)
Cellular component (GO): cytosol
Molecular function (GO): argininosuccinate lyase activity
Source: RefSeq, a predicted model, not a curated record